UCAUGAUUUGAUAAUCUGCUUUCUUGGAAUUGGAAGAUUUUCACCAAAAAAUGUUGUUUUCCUUCCCGAGAAUAUGCUGGUCGGUCUCUAACCGCGAAAGUGUUCGAUCAUAGCGCCUACAGACCUUUGAAAAGGGUUCAACCGCUAAAGCCCUCUGCAACGAAAUACCUAUCAAAGCCUGACUUCUGGCCUUGAACUUGAGACAGCGUCAUGUAAACCAAAUAAACUCUUACAAAAUUUUAUUAGUUUUGUGAAAACAGUAAAAUCCUGUCGUGCACCUCUCAUUUGGCAGAAACUGAGAUGAAAAUCACUAUAUUUGCCCUUUUUUUAAAGUAUCACAGAAAUCAUUAUAUGGUUAGGCAUGACGCUGUCUCAAAAUUAGAGACGUUUGUAUGGAUUUUGGGCCAUGCUUCAUGGUCCAUAACUUGGUCUCUGUUUACCCUUGGACACUUGAAUAAUCUCAACAUGUCCUUUCAUGUGGAGGCGUCAACAUUUCUCAAUUUACUUUGAUGACAGUUCGGUACCAAAUAUGCCACGUAUUUUUAGUUCUCUCCCAAGAUGUUGGACUCUUCGGACGUUUCGAUUUUAGGUAAGAAGAAACAACCCUCCAGUUACCUGAAACUGUGGAAGAUACUGGCUGUGGUGUCAACUCUGGUAGCUGUCGCUGUCACUGCUGUUUUGAUCUGGUACGUUCUAUCACACAAAUCAGAUUCAGAAAGCAACGAACAAGAAGCAGUCAAAAAUAUCCAGGAUACCUUGGAAUGCCCCCAGCUGCCGACACUGCUUCCCUUGCCCAAACCGACGCCUGAAAGAAUCACCGAGGUCUUCCAGAAAUUAGAAUCAGCCCUGAGUGCUUUAAUAGACAAGGGAUCAUCGCUGCCUGCCAUUUCUAUGAAUGUCUUUUACCAAGGUGAAAUUCUGUGGAGCGGCCACUUUGGAAGCAAGAUGUAUAAACAACCUGGGAAGAAACCCAACGACAGCACCGUGUACCGAAUUGGAAGCGUCACCAAGAUCUUUCCUGUUCUGAUGAUGUACAAGUUUUACGAAGAAGGCAAAAUCUCCUCGAUUGAUGAUCCUCUAAGCAAGUAUGCUCCUAAUUUUUUUAUCAAAAACCCUUAUACCAACGAAAACAUCUCACUGCGAGAAAUCGCGAGUCAAAUGUCAGGGCUACCUCGCGAGGCGCCAUGUUUGUUUAGCUGCAACACAACCUCUGCUGAACAACUCGCACUAUUGAAGAAUCGCUCGCUUAUACUCCCACCAUGGGUCCAGCCAUCUUACAGUAACCUUGGUUAUGGAUUGUUGGGCCGCCUCCUGACCGAGAACUUACUCCAGAAUGAAACCUUCGAGAGCUGGACACGGGAGAACAUUCUAAAACCCCUCGGGAUGGUAAACACAGGGUUUGAAAUCACAGACGAGGUGAAGAAGAACAUGGCCUAUCCGUAUCUUUGCGGAGGAAAAAGAACGCCGUUUAUGGAAAUUGGAUGGCUGGCUCCUGCAGGUCAGAUGUACUCAACCAUUGACGAUCUAGCUAAGCUUGGAAUGAUGUUUGCCGAACCCGAGAAACAAAAACUCUUCAAGCCCGCAACUCUCCGUGAAAUGAUGACGCCAAAAGACAUAACUCCAGAUGGUGUCACUCUUUGGGGCUCACCGUUUGAAAUGACUUUCAAAGAACACGUUCUUGUUCGCGUCAAAGAAGGAAACAUAGACACUUAUAACGCCAAGUUUACAGUUAUCCCCGAACUUGCUCUUGGAGCAAAUAUUCUCACGAGUUCAGUUUAUUACGUACAGCAAGAUGCGUCUAAAGUCUCAACUUUGCUGUACAGUCUCCUGAUUCCAAGACUGAACAAAACGCUGUUUGAACUUCAGCGUGAAUUCCACUUUCCGAUCAAUCCAGCGCCUUUUACUGGCAAAUUUCAAGUCAAGCAAGGCAAUUCCGUAUUCGGAACUAUACAGACUUACAAUGUUACUAUCAGUGAGUAUCAAAAUAUUCUGCGAUCUACGAAUCCACAUUCCUCAUCAACCACUGAGAUCAGGUAUAUCGGAGAGAAACUGGUUUUCCAGGCUAGAAGCCGUUACCCUGGGACGUCGUGCCUCAUGGAGCGCUUUGGGACACUAGCAGACAUGUAUUAUGAUCCCCCUGAGAAAGAUAAAUUGUCCCACGGUUUUUAUGUUCCACAGUGGGAGAUAGUUGCGAAACGGGUGAAAGCUACGAGCGACAGUUUUGCCGAUGAAAGCGAAGGUAACAUGGAGGAAUUUCUGUUUAACCCGUUUAAGAGAGCUUUGUUGUGAAUAUAACUUGAACAUGGCCGCUCAAUGUGGGAUUUUGAUUUCCUUUGAAUCAUUCACUCCCACACUCCCUGUUGCCACUAUACUUAACUUAACAUCAAUUAAUUCGGUUACAACUUUUCAACGUAGCGUCAGUAGUUGGAAUCAUAGAAUAGUAACGAAUAUCGAGAAAUACCGCGCCUAGUUUAGUUGCGCAAGGCGGUCUUCGCUGUUUGUGAAUAAAACCCUUGCUACUUAGCAGUACUUUCAUAUCAUGACACUGUUGGUUCAAACUUUUAACAGGGCUCGAAUUACUUCUGAAAUUCCUAGAAAUUAGAAUUCUGGGAAUUUGUAAUUUUAUGUUAGGACCCUGGUGAACUCCUAUAAUUUUAAAGUGGUAGCAAAAAAAAAAAAAAAAAAAAAAUGAGUCGUUGUAAUGUACCUUGUCCAUAAAGGAACAAGGAUGGUUGAGGAUUGAAAAGAUUGACACGGAUUACGCAAGGAUUACAAAUUCCUGGAUGCCGUCAGUGGCGGAUCUCCCCUCCCCCUUAUUUUGGGUAAAAUAAAUAAAAAAAAAUCACAGAAGGAAGAAAAGCCGACAGGGCAAGCAAAAACAACCACCACCCCUUUAGCUCAAGGUCUGGAUCCGCCACUGGCCAUUAUCUCUGACAAGAUCGCACUAAGCUCUGCAGACAAGCCCUAGUGUGUGAUCAACCACAAGAACGCUGUUUCGUGUGGUACUUUGUACAAGGUGGUUCUAACUUUUUAAAUCUGUGGAUCAAACCCAGUGUAUAUCAACUGUUAUGAACCAGUAGAAUGAAGUGGCAGUGUUUCACUACGCUGUUAAAUAUCGCGUGUUUGGAUGAUGCUCAUUAAUACCCUAGCUUGUAACCCUGCCUCAUUAGACUAAAGGCUGAAUAUUCAUAGACAUAAUAAUUGUUUCAGACUGUUAGUCAAUAAUCAUAAGUUUAAUUACGUGCAUUGUGAUGUAACAGGGUUUACCAGGGGCAGGUAUAGAAUUGUUGUUCUUAGCUAAAGUAAUUUCAGUCGAGAAGUAUAUAUAUUUGACGACAAACUAGACAAGCUAGCAUCGUACAAAGAUUAUUAGUAAAUAGAUGAUGUAAGUGCGAGUGAAAUAAUAUUCACAGCAAUGUUUA
Orbicella faveolata is the source of this 3422-nucleotide messenger RNA. Its product is annotated as beta-lactamase-like protein 1. Lineage: Eukaryota; Metazoa; Cnidaria; Anthozoa; Scleractinia; Merulinidae. The record is from RefSeq and is a predicted model, not a curated record.